Molecule: messenger RNA, 940 nt
Organism: Camellia sinensis
Lineage: Eukaryota; Viridiplantae; Streptophyta; Magnoliopsida; Ericales; Theaceae
Product: fiber (DUF1218)
Source: RefSeq, a predicted model, not a curated record
AUUGCAUCUCUCUCUCUCUAUAUGUAGAGAGAGAAAGCCGAUAAAGAGAGAGAGAGUAAAGAGAAGUAAUAGAGAGAAAAUAUAAUAGAUCUGGGUGUGGUGUGAAGGGGAGAGAGAGAGAGCUUAAUUAAUUAAUUACUCCAAAUGGCGUCGAAAAUCAUACUGGGAUUGGUGUUCGUCUUUGAUAUCAUUGCUUUUGCGUUGGCUGUUGCUGCUGAGCAGCGGAGAAGCACUGCCACGAUCACACAGGACAAUGAAAGGAACUAUAACUAUUGUGUGUAUGACUCGGACAUUUCAACAGGGUAUGGUGUGGUAGCAUUGUUGUUCCUCAUGGCAAGUCAAGUCCUAAUAAUGGUGGCUAGCCAAUGUUUCUGCUGCGGCAAGGCUUUGAAACCUGUUGGUUCCAGGUCUUUGGCACUUCUUCUUUUCAUAACUUGCUGGGUGUUCUUCUUCAUCGCGGAGGUAUGCUUGCUAGCUGGUUCGGUGAGGAAUGCCUAUCACACCAAGUACCGGACAGUUUUCACAGAUAACCCUCCCUCGUGCCAGACCUUGAGGAAGGGAGUGUUUGGAGCCGGAGCAGCUUUCGUUUUCUUGAAUUGCAUAGUUACAGAGCUUUACUAUGUUUUCUAUUCCAAGGCCAAGGAAAGCUUCCAACCAUAUGCUGGAGAAGCGGCUGUCAGUAUGGGAACCUACAAAUAAAUCUCGGUUAUGUCAAUACCGUGAUAUAGUGAACAUUACAGUGUGCUUGCUAGCUGUGAUUGUUUGGACUCUCUCUGUAUCAAUUUGAUUUUUUCAUUGCCUGUUUGCUUUGGAUUUCAUUUUGGGGAUUGAAUUUAGUUGGAGAUAGAUUGUAUUUCUAAUACAUAUUUCAUAAUUUUGUGGACUAUUUUACCUUUAUAACUAUAUAUAUUACUAGUGGUAACCCCAAGCGAUAAACGGA